CUCGCCGCCCUGCGCGCUCCACGCCGCGCCUCGCACCCCGCGUCCGCUGCCCGGCCCGGCCGGCGCUGCCCACCUGAGGGAGCCCGCGCCCCGCGCCCGCCCGACCCUCCGCCCGCCCCGCGAGCUGGGCACCUGUGCCAGGAGCCCUGUUGAAUCCACCGAGAAGGGACGUUCAGAGCAAACACCAUGAGUAUCUCAGCUCUCGGAGGAGGCAGCAAAGGGAAGCCUCUCCCACCAGGCGAGGAGGAACGCAAUAAUGUCCUCAAGCAGAUGAAGGUUCGGACCACGCUGAAGGGGGACAAGAGCUGGAUCACCAAGCAGGAUGAAUCGGAGAGCCACACCCUCGAGCUGCCCUCGGGCCGGAGUCGUGCCAUAUCUUUUUCUUCAGCUGGGGAGGUCCCGAAGGCCAGGCCCCCGAGCACGAGGGCUCCCACCGGCUACAUCAUCCGGGGAGUGUUCACCAAGCCUGUAGACAGCUCGUCUCAGCCCCAGCCGCACUUACCCAAGGCCAACGGAGCUCCAAAACGCACUGCCGGGCCUCCCCGCCCCUCCUCCUCUGGCUACAGGAUGACCACAGAGGAUUACAAGAAGCUGGCACCCUACAACGUCAGGCGCAGCUCAGCGUCAGGGGUUGCUGAAGACGAGGAGGUGCCCUUCUCUUCUGAUGAGCAGAAACGGAGGUCAGAGGCUGCCAGCAGUGUGGUGAGGAAGACAGCUCCCCGGGAGCAUUCCUACGUCCUGUCGGCGGCCAAGAAGAGUGCCAGCAGCCUCGCCCAGGAGACACAGGCCCCGUUCAUCGCAAAGAGGAUUGAGGUGGUGGAUGAGGACCCACCUGCUCUGGCGCGAUCCCCUCCCGGCUCGAGCAGCGCAAGAGGUGAGGAGACUGUCCGCCUGCAGAUCACAACACCCGGGGCGGGACUCCGCCUGGUGGCCCCAGACCUGGAAGAAAUGAGGUCUUCCCCAGGCUCCAAGGACAACGAAGCCCCCAACCCCAGAGAGCCCAAGAGAGACUUGACUGGUGAAAGGGCCUUCAAGGGCCUUGGUGCAGACUCUGAAAGCAGAUCAAGUGAUGGCAACGUGGGAUCCGGAGCCACGGGCUCCACACCUGAAGGCUUGGCUGGAGCAGACAUCAGCUCUGGGAGAGGAGGGCUGUGCUCACCUGCUGUCUUUACCCCUCUGCUGGAUGAUCAGGAGGUGCCCAGUGCCAACUCGCAGCCUCAUAAGCCUGGACCGGCAGCCACCAGCUCUGGUGCCACUCCUGCCUCUGCUGUCCUGGCUGGCAGGAAGAGCAACAGCCCGGCACACCUGGAGGACAUGGAGACGGACCCAAAGGGUACCUCGGCUGAUUUUGAGGAGGAGAAUGUGGUCACCCAGGUGGGAGACGCCUGGCAGGGGAGGCCUGGAGCCCAGCAAGAUGACCGGGGAGACCCAGCUGCACCCACCCAUAAGCCAGCAGACCCCAGCAGCCCCGAGCAGCAGAGCAGCCCCAGGAAUCCUGACCAGCACCUGGAAGUGGACAACCAGGCCAGCAGGGCGAGGAACCCCUCAAGCUGUAUGGUCACUGUUACUGUCACUGCCACCUCUGAGCAGCCUCAGGUUUACGUGCCAGGCUCCCCAAGUGAAUUGGAGUCUAACUCAACCAGCAAAGGGAUUCUCUUUAUGAAGGAGUACGUGAAUGCUGGUGAGGUAUCUUCCGGGAAGCCACUGUCCUCAUUCUACAGCAGCGUCAGCAGCAUUGAGGACUCACACAACAUGGAGAAGAAACUCCCACAUGACAGUACUCCAUACUCUGAGAGAACAAGUGGAGGGGUCUGUACUUACUGCAACCAGGAGAUCGGAGACUGUCCAAAGAUUACCUUGGAACAUCUCGGCCUUUGCUGCCAUGACUAUUGCUUUAAGUGUGGGAUUUGCAGUAAACCGAUGGGUGAGCUUCUGGAUCAGAUCUUCAUUCACCGCGACACCAUCCACUGUGGGAAAUGCUAUGAGAAGCUCUUCUAGCUCCUCCAGGCUAAGAAGAAGCUGAUAACUCCUGGACAAGUUUGACUGUCCCCACGAGCCCCAAGUUGCUGACUCUUCUUUCCUCACUUCCUCUCUCCUCCAUGUGAUUGCUUCACGUUUUUGCUCUUCUUAAGUUGAACUUGCUUACAUCCAGUAGCAUAUCUUAAUGAUGUUAUGAUAAUUACUUGUGUGUGUGGCUUUUUAGAGCUUAGAAAGCACUUCCCAUCCAUUAUGUUACUUCCGGCUCAAGCAAAGCGGAUUGAACAGUAAUUCCAUUUUGGCUUCCCUCAGACUGGUCGGCUUCCUGAUGAGUUUAGGUGGCCUGGUACGAUAGUCACGGACAAGAGCGUGGGGUGCGGUGUAUCCUGACUCUUGGGACAGAGAGCAAAUCACAUUCUGGUUCACAGCUCUGAGUGUACCUUUGGAACUUGACAGAAGAAGCAGACCUCCUGAAGCUUCUGAGGGGUUAAAGACUGUUGACGAUCCCUGGUGGGUAAAUUGCAGACGCUGAAUGCUAGGGAUUGACAUAGGCUAAAGUUCAGCUUGUCUAUUUGCCGUAUAUAUUUUUUAAACUUUCCGUAUACUUUUACAACUAGUUAGUUGCUUUUGAUUGAGUUAUAUAGCAGAUUUUAAUGACCUCCUACCUACCUACCUUUCAGUGUAGUUGCGUUUUGUCCUGCAGGCAUGUGGACACGUAUUAGAAAGUUUAUGCGUUAGGUUUAAAUUCUAUAGGAUGUGAUUCUUAAGAGGCUACUGACCAAAGGGGCAUCUGUGUCUGAACCUUGCUGGCUGAUUAAUACCUUUGCCCUCAAUGUCCGGUCCCUAAACUUUACACAGAAAUCCCCUAAAGCAAGUUGUAGGGUCUAUAGACUCCAGCAGGAUUAUGAAGGGAGAAAAUCAGCUAACAUCUCUUGAGGCCUUACUGCGUACCAGGCAUCAUCACAAGGUGGUGGCGUUAAUCCCCAUGCUAAUCGUGUACAGAGGGUGUUCCUCUCCGCAGUUUGCAAGUGAGGACGUUGAGGCUCAGGGAGGCGGUCAUUGCGUUGUGCACGGCGCACCCAUGUAACGCUCUCUAGCACCCAUGCCCUCUCCAGUAACAGUAAUGCUGAGUAUAUGUGAAGCACUGUGUGGAGGUGACACCCUGACGCACACUUCUACAAAGAGGGGAAGGUGGGGAAUUGCACCCCUCCUCUGGGCAUCCUGGGUCCCCAUCAAAUACCAGAAGGGCCAAACUGGCCCUCUCACCUCCCUUUUCCAUGAAAACACUUCUGAACUGAAAUACUCUCAGCUGGGAACAGAUUUGACUCACAGACCUUCCCAAAGACGAGCUUGUCAACCCAGGGGAAGCUCCAGUAGGCUAGCGGAUCUGGGCACAGGGCCCUCAGUGACCUCCCAUUUUCCAGUCCAGACUCUGUCCCAUGCUAGUGGCAACUACUGAGACCCCAGGUACUUGGAACAGGGAUACCUGUCGGCCAGCUGGACAGAUGCAGGCCCAUUCAUGCAGUCAGCUGAUGCUCUGCUCAGGUUCGACUGGGCCCCUCUGCCUUUGGGACCAGCAUCGCUGUGUAAGUUCCUCGAAAGGACAACCUGACAGUUUUUAUGAUGACAAAUGAGGGCGUUUUCUCUUGGUUUAAUUAGAAAGUGCCUCUCCAUCUCUCUCCAGUUUCUGAGCCCUGUGCACGUUGGCUGGUGGACUUCUUCUUCCUGCCAAAUGAGCAGAGAGGAAUGUUCCAUUUAUUUCCAUAGAUGUGCGUCAGAUUUGCUGUGGAGUGGAAAACUGGCCAUGUACUCGCACAAAACAUGAGCUGGUUUUCCUCAGGACGGUAGGGACUGACACGUAGGUGCUGAAUGAAUGAGUGAAAGGGAAAGAAAGGUCGUGCCUUUGGGUGGGAGGCAGCACCCCUGAGUCUUGGCAGGAUCAAGAGGUGCAAGAUAGGCUGGCUUCCCUGCCUUCUAGAUACACUCUGCCUUUAAGAGAGUUUUAGAACCAACAUGCAAGAUAUUGACUCCAAUCUGAAAAAGUCUCUUUCAUGUUUAAAUGGCACAGAAUUCUUUCGCUUCUUUUUAUUUGCCUAGAAUUUUUAAUCAUACUUGCUUAACUCAUUAAUGUACACAAUUAUAAUAAAUGGUAAGAUAUUUCAUGUGUAAA
This is a messenger RNA of Lagenorhynchus albirostris (white-beaked dolphin), 4147 nucleotides long. RefSeq names its product zinc finger protein 185 with LIM domain (gene ZNF185). Bases 187 to 1998 code for a protein of 603 amino acids. The record is from RefSeq and is a predicted model, not a curated record. NCBI's taxonomy places the organism in Eukaryota, Metazoa, Chordata, Mammalia, Artiodactyla, Delphinidae. The transcript has 23 exons.